CCGGAAGCUGUGAUCAGCUGAUGGGGGAGGAGCUGCAAGAGAGGUGAGCCAUCUUCCCCCGGCAGACUGGUACACUCGAUAGAGCCUGGGAGAGAAGGAUACGAGAUAUCAUCCGGGGAUCCCGGUGUCUUUUGGAGGUAGAGACGAGUGUUAGACGCCAAGACAACCGGUGUCAGUCGGAAAGGAAAAUAUCUGCAGGACUGCUCAGGAUUUCCGCACCAGAGCUGACGGAGGAAUAUACCCACUUUUAACGUCAGACACAAGACUCCAGUACAAAGAACCGAAAACAUUGAGCCAGGAGCGGGCAUUAAUAUCGAAAUAAAAACCGUAUGUAACCGAGGGAGGAAAAUGCAAACGUUCUGAAGAUAGGCGAUGUAAAUAAGCAUGUAGUCCUUACAGUGCGAAAGGCGUUUUGCAUCUCCAGUAAAUGUAAACAAACAGCUAUUCAAGCUAGCUGAAGUUAGCCGAUUCGGGGUUAGCUUUCUGCUGCUAGCACACAUAGCUAACGUCAGGUAGUAGGACCGAAGCAGACCGAAGGUAAACCGGACCGAACAAGCCUGGCUUUGGAUUGAAAACGAAAUUUAUCUUCAGUGUAGUAGUGUCCAGUGGAUGACAGCUGUUUGUGUAAUCUCAGUGUGCAGUUAUUAGCACAGUUAGCUCAGCUAACCUCGGCUAAAUAUUAUUUGCAUUAGCAGUCCAGAAUAAUAACAUUACCACUAGCACAGUAAAUGUAGAACAAUGAAGACAUUUGGCAGUACCAACGGUACAUCUGUUUUUGACCUGGCGUCGUUGUAAAUGUUUUUGCUGUGAGAGAGAUUAAAGACUUCCAUGGCUGGUGUAAUGCUACAAUAGAUAAUCUGUAUAUCCAGUGAAGUCCAGCUGAUUGGCUGAAAAGAGUAGAACGUAGAGAUGAAGGAAAACAACUUCAUGACUUCUUAAAGAUUUAAUCACAUCGCUACCCCGAGCCAGUGGGCUGUCUUCGCGUUCUUCGCUGCACCGCAGGGAGAAAAUUUCAGUUUUACAUGCUGCACUUUUAGUCUGUUUGACAGUAACAGUCCUUAGCUGGUGAGUUUGGUUGGUUUGUACUCUUAGCUGCAGUAGUAGUGCAGGUCGGACCCUCUGUUCAAAGCCGCGGUUGAGCCCGGCAGCAUGGAGUGGGUUGUUAAAUCGAUCUAAAUAGCUAGUCGAUUUAUUUGAGUAUAUAACAACCCCAUCUAAGCCACAGGAGAAUAUACGUGUAGACUUUCGAUCAUUGUAGCCUUGUUAUGAAUAUCCCUCUACAGAGUAUUUGAAGGAGACCACCUCCUUGUCAGAGUUUGUAUUAUGUAGCUGUGUUUGAGGGCCCAACAGUAAGCCUCUCAGCUGUGUUUUGGUUGCCAGUGGCCUCCCCUCCCCCAGUCUUGAGACUCUUGAUUCUCCCCGAGUGUUGGACUCUGUUCGCCGGGUUUCCACUUUAUUUCUUCUGAAGUAAGGCCGUGGCCCGAAGUCUCAGUUCUCUGGACUCCGAAGCAGUUGAAAAGUGGAUGUAAUGGAACUGAUGUUUGCCGAGUGGGAGGACGGGGAGAGGUUCUCCUUCGAAGACUCGGACCGGUUCGAGGAAGACUCUCUGUGCUCCUUCAUCUCAGAGGCCGAGAGUCUCUGUCAGAACUGGAGGGGAUGGAGGAAGCAGUCUGCCGGACCCAACUCCCCUACUGUCAAGAUGAAAGAUGGUCAGGUGAUUCCACUGGUGGAGUUGUCAGCAAAGCAGGUAGCUUUCCACAUCCCAUUUGAGGUGGUGGAGAAGGUCUACCCCCCUGUCCCAGAACAGUUACAGCUUCGCAUCGCCUACUGGAGCUUCCCUGAAAAUGAGGAAGACAUCAGGUUAUAUUCCUGCCUGGCUAAUGGGAGUCCAGAUGAAUUCCAACGUGGAGAGCAGCUCUACAGGAUCAGAGCAGUCAAAGACCCCCUGCAGAUUGGGUUCCAUCUCAGUGCUACAGUGGUGUCCAGUCAGGCCAGUCAGUCUAAAGGAGCCUACAAUGUGGCAGUCAUGUUUGAUCGCUGCCGCAUCACUUCCUGUAGCUGCACCUGUGGUGCUGGGGCCAAAUGGUGUGCACAUGUGGUGGCACUUUGCCUCUUCAGGAUCCACAAUGCAUCAGCAGUGUGUCUGAGGGCUCCAGUCUCUGAGUCUUUGUCCAGGCUCCAGCGGGACCAGCUCCAAAAGUUCGCCCAAUACCUCAUCAGUGAGCUGCCUCAGCAGAUCCUACCCACAGCCCAGCGGCUGCUAGAUGAGUUGCUCUCUUCUCAGUCUACUGCCAUCAACACCGUGUGUGGAGCUCCAGACCCAACAGCAGGUCCUUCAGCAUCUGACCAGAGCACCUGGUAUUUGGAUGAGUCGACCCUCAGCGACAAUAUCAAAAAGACUCUGCACAAAUUCUGUGGGCCCUCACCUGUUGUCUUCAGUGAUGUAAACUCGAUGUACCUGUCAUCCACUGAGCCACCAGCUGCUGCUGAGUGGGCAUGCCUGCUGCGACCUCUGAGGGGCAGAGAGCCAGAAGGCAUCUGGAACCUUCUGUCCAUUGUCAGAGAGAUGUUCAAGAGACGAGACAGCAAUGCAGCCCCGUUGCUUGAGAUCCUCACUGAGCAGUGUCUCACCUAUGAACAGUUGUGGCUGUCUGACAGUGUGUUCGGAUCAUCAGUGCGGUCGUCCCACAGCAGUGCCAGUGGUCACACUGGACGCAGCAAUGGCCAGUCGGAGGUGGCGGCUCAUGCCUGUGCCAGCAUGUGUGAUGAGAUGGUGGUGCUUUGGAGGCUGGCUGUGCUUGACCCCACUAUGAGCCCUUGCAGGCGUCUGGAGCUGGCAGGUCAGCUGAAGCAGUGGCACCUAAAGGUUAUUGAGAUAGUGAAGCGGGGGCAACAUCGCAAGUCCCUGGAUAAACUGUUCCAGGGCUUCAAGCCUGCCGUGGAGUCCUGCUAUUUUAACUGGGAGGUGGCCUACCCACUGGACGGCAUCACUUACUGUGGUGCUGACAAGAAGAGUGCCACAUUUUGCUGGUCUAGGGCAGUGCAGCAUCAGAGAGGAGUUAAAGCUGCUGCGGGCGGGGGUGGAGAACCUCCUGAACCAGGGGGAGGAGGGAGAGCUGAAAGUGGAGCUGGGGGAGAUUAUAAAGGAAGAGGAAGUGGUCACUUGUCUCAACAGGAGGUGGCAGUGCGACCCAAGGAGACCAUUCUGACCAAGAGGAAGGGUCUCUCAGUGAGUGGAGGAGGAGGGAUGCUGGUCCGUCUGGGGGGGGGUGUUUCUCUAUCCCUGGAAGACGGAGGAGGGAAGUGCAUGUACAAAGGGCAAGGCUCCUCUUCUGGAGGGAAGCUGAAGCUGACACAGGGAGGUGGAAAGGGGACAUCUGUAGGAGGUCCUGGAGGAAACGGAGGGUUGGGAGGUGGUAAGCAUGCCAAUGCCAAGCGGAGAACCAGCAGUGAGGACAGCUCCCUGGAGCCAGACCUGGCUGAGCUCAGCCUGGAUGAUGGCUGCAGUCUGGCUCUGGGGGCUGAGGCCAGCAACACUUUUGAGUUUCUCCCCCCGCCACCAGAGAUGCUGCCCUCCCCGAGCCCACUGCUCCGAGAUUCACGCAAGUACAGCAAUAGCAGCGGGGGGAGCAAGAUGUUUGAAACAAAGCGUGUCAGCCAUACCUCAGCCACACUUCCCGCUGCAGAGCCUGCAUCACCCUGCUUCCCUUCCAAAGAGACUGUGGUUGUUGUUAUGGACAUUCCCAGCACUGCAGAAAAGGAAGCAGAACUGGAGGUGGAGCCUAACCAGAACAGAGAUGAAGAUGUAGACUCAGCUGGAAGUAACCAGGCCUCCACCUCCACCACAACAGCAAGAUCAGGCACCACUCAAACAUCUGCUAAGGCACCGCGGGGCCGCAGAGAGGCAGCGUCUGUUGAAGCAGCGGCAGCUGGAGGUGGGGCAGCAGCUGGAGGUGGGGCAGCAGCUGCAGGUGGACCAGCUAACCAGGUAGCAGAGGCAGCAGGUGGAGCUGCAGGAGGAGAAGCUGUGGGUGAGGAUGACUAUCAGGCAUACUACCUGAGUGCUGCCUCAGAGGAAGGAGCAGACAGACAGUUGACCGACAGCCACCAGGAGGAGGAGCCAGACAUCUUUGCAGGGAUCAAACCGCUAGAUCAGGAGGGACGCAUGGAGGUGCUAUUUGCGUGUGCAGAAGCCCUCUAUGCUCAUGGCUACAGUAAUGAGGCUUGCCGGCUGGCUGUGGAGCUGGCCAGAGACCUGUUAGCCAACCCCCCAGACCUGAAAGUGGAACAGCCACAGACAAAGGGUAAGAAGAGCAAGGUAUCAACAAGCCGUCAGACACAGGUGGCCACUAACACGCUAUCAAAAGCUGCCUUCCUCCUCACUGUUCUCAGUGAACGACUGGAGCUCCACAACCUGGCCUUCAGCACUGGCAUGUUCUCCCUGGAACUUCAGAGACCACCAGCAUCUACCAAAGCUCUGGAGGUGAAGCUGGCCUACCAGGAGUCAGAGGUGGUGGCUCUGUUGAAGAAGAUUCCUCUGGGCUUGGUAGAGAUGUCAGCCAUCAGAGAGCGAGCCGAGCAGCUUCGGGAUGGAAACUUCUGCGAUUACAGACCUGUGCUGCCUCUCAUGUUGGCCAGCUUCAUCUUUGAUGUGCUGUGUACCCCAGUUGUGUCCCCAACGGGUUCCCGUCCACCAAGCCGCAAUCGUAACAAUGAGAUGCCUGGUGAUGAGGAGCUGGGCUUUGAGGCCGCUGUUGCUGCACUUGGUAUGAAGACCACAGUCAGUGAGGCAGAGCAUCCUCUGCUGUGUGAAGGAACUAGACGGGUGAAGGGUGACUUGGCUCUGGCUCUCAUGAUCACCUACAAGGAUGACCAGAGCAAGCUGAAGAAGAUACUGGAUAAGUUGUUGGACAGGGAGAGUCAGACCCACAAGCCUCAGACUUUGAGCUCCUUCUACUCCAGCAAACCAGCAGCUGGCAGCCAACGCAGCCCAUCCAAACAUACAGCUGCUGGCCACAGUGGAGUGAGUGGAGCCACCGGGGGUGUCUCCAAACACACCCCUUCAUCUUCCUCUGCGACCACUGUGGCAGCAUCUUCCUCCAGCUCUUCCUCUGCUGUGACACUGGCUGGAGAAGAGGUGGCUCAUCAGGCUGAACUAAACCCAGGGCAGAACAGCACAGCAGGGGAGAGUACUGCUGAAACAAGGGAGCAUGUGUCAGAUGGGCCUCCUUCAUCAAGUGACCAGCAGAAUGAAAUGGCUCCAUUUAAGCUGGAGGCCACAGUGCCCAGUCGGCUGGCGCUGGGGGCACGCUGUGGAUACAGCCAACGCUGCUGGGGCUCACCUGUCCGGCAGAAAAAGAAACACACUGGCAUGGCAAGUAUCGACAGCAGCGCUCCAGAGACAACCUCAGACAGUUCCCCCACCCUCAGCCGCCGGCCACUUCGUGGUGGCUGGGCAGCAACAUCUUGGGGGCGGGGCCAGGAUAGUGAUAGCAUCAGCAGUUCAUCAUCUGAUUCGCUGGGCUCCUCCUCCUCCAGUGGCUCUCGUAGGGCAGGGGGAGGGGCCAGAGCCAAGAGCACUGACACCAGCAGGUACAAAGGGCGACGUCCAGAGUGCCAUGCUCCCCAUGUGCCCAACCAGCCAUCAGAGGCAGCAGCCCAUUUUUACUUUGAGCUGGCCAAGACAGUGCUGAUCAAAGCUGGAGGAAACUCCUCCACCUCCAUUUUCACCCAGCCCUCAGCCAGCGGGGGCCACCAGGGGCCCCACAGAAACCUGCACCUGUGUGCCUUUGAGAUUGGCCUGUAUGCUCUUGGCCUUCACAACUUUGUCUCACCCAACUGGCUGUCCAGGACGUACUCCUCUCAUGUGUCCUGGAUCACUGGCCAAGCCAUGGAAAUUGGCAGUGCUGCCCUCAACAUUUUGGUGGAGUGUUGGGAUGGUCACCUCACCCCUCCAGAGGUGGCAUCCCUAGCAGACCGAGCUUCUCGGGCCAGGGACCCUAACAUGGUUCGUGCGGCAGCAGAGCUGGCCCUGAGCUGCUUGCCACAUGCUCAUGCCCUAAAUCCAAAUGAAAUCCAGAGAGCCCUGGUGCAGUGCAAAGAGCAGGACAAUGUGAUGCUGGAGAAGGCCUGCAUGGCAGUAGAGGAAGCAGCCAAGGGUGGAGGUGUGUACCCUGAGGUUCUGUUUGAGGUGGCUCACCAGUGGUACUGGCUGUAUGAGCAGUCAGUGGGCGGAGGCUCAGGUCAGCAGCGAGAGACCUCUGGGCGCUGUGGGGCAAAUGGGGGUUCAGGCAGGAGGCCUCCGGAAUCCAGCUGUGGAGUCCUUGACAGUGGAGCCAACAUGGAUUCUCCGGGGGUGGCAACAGUCACAGCCUCAGUCACUGCAGCAGCCGUCGUACCUGUCAUCUCCGUGGGCUCCACCAUCUACCAGUCCCAUGCCAUGACAGGGCAGGCCAUAGCUCACCCCCACAGCCAGGGCCUUCACCCUUACACCACCAUCCAGGCCCAUCUCCCCACCGUUUGCACCCCCCAGUACCUGGGACACCCUCUGCAGCAUGUCCCCCGACCCACUGUAUUCCCUGUGUCUGGGGCUGCAUAUCCACAGGGAAUGCACCCAGCCUUUAUCGGGGCCCAGUACCCGUUUUCAGUGGCCACAGGCCCCCAGCCACCUAUGGCAGCUACGGCUGUGACCUUCCCUGGCGUCCCUGUACCGUCCAUGACCCAGAUUGCCGUCCAUCCCUACCACACUGAGACUGGCCUGCCCCUCAGCACCACUGUAGCAGUAGGCAGUGUCCAUGCAGGCCCCACUAUCCAGGCCAUCCAGGGUGCAUCUUUGCCCUCCCUUUCCACCCAGCCAGGAUCAUUGGUCAGCACUCCUUUCCCAGCAGAGGACGAGCAGCACAGCCAGCCAAUCAGUCAGCAGGGCCUGCACUACCUGCAUUCUGCCUACAGAGUUGGCAUGCUGGCGUUGGAGAUGCUGGGCAGGAGGGCUCACAAUGACCAUCCCAACAAUUUCUCCAGGAGCCCACCUUACACUGAGGAUGUCAAAUGGCUGCUGGGACUGGCUGCGAGGCUAGGAGUCAACUAUGUGUACCAGUUCUGUGUCGGAGCAGCAAAAGGUGUUCUCAGUCCAUUCGUCCUGCAGGAGAUCAUCAUGGAGGCCCUGCAGAGACUGAACCCUGCCCACAUCCACGCCCACCUCCGAACACCUGCUUUCCACCAGCUCGUCCAGCGCUGCCAACAGGCAUACCUGCAGUACAUCCACCACCGGCUCAUCCACCUGACACCUGCUGACUAUGAUGACUUUGUCAACAUCAUCCGCAGUGCACGAGGUGCUUUCUGCCUGACACCUGUGGGUAUGAUGCAGUUUAAUGAUGUGCUGCAGAACCUGAAGAGAGGCAAGCAGACCAAGGAGCUUUGGCAGCGCAUAUCCCUGGAGAUGGCAACCUUUUCCCCCUGAGUAGCACGCUGAGCAAGGAUAGCCUUGGCCUGGGCCUGGGCCUGGGCCAAGCUUGAGGAGUCCUUUUCAGCACCCACUCAGCCUCCAGCAUUGCUACUGCCACUGCACUGAGCCAGCCACAUUCAUGCUGUCUGGUUCUGUCGGGGAGCCUGCUCUCUGCGGUGUGGAGUCCGCACACAGCACACAGGCAGUACAAUCAGCUCCCCUACCCCCGACCCACAGAGACGUCCUUUUUUAUGGGUGUUUGUCCACCCAGAGCUCAGAGGAGCAGCCAGGUCACUUCCCUGCUCUCCUCUGUUCUUGACUGACUCCUCACUCGUUUUAUCAUGGUUCAUGUUUGUGUAACUGUGGAAUUAAAGUGUACUCUUUCCUUUCUGCAUCUAACUCGUCUUUUCCAUUUCCCUAAACUGAAGACAUCUCUCACCCUCCAUCCUCACCUCAUUUCCAGUGUUUUGUAGUUUAGUUUUGUUUUGAAUGAAACCACUAAGUGUGAGCAUUUUCAUGCUGCAACAUUCCUGUCCAGAGUGGUAGGUGCUGUGAGGCCUCAUUCACUAAAAACUUGUCACUAUGGAUCUGAAUCUUUGCAGUAUGGGAAAAAGUGGAAGAUUUGCAAGGAAAAUAGGUUUAAUAUGAGAAAUUAUAUUGUCAGUACGGGUGAGGAUUUUUCAGUAUUUUGUUUAAUCUUUUUUGAUACUUUGUAUAGAAUAUGAUAUGUAUGCAGAGAGGAAUGGGAAGAGAAUGAGAGAAUGUUAAAGAUGCUGUUGUUGUGUGGGAUCCAUAUUUACAUUUCUUCCUGCUUGAGGAGUGACAUGAACACAGCUCAAGACCAAAACCAGAGGCCACCUAACCACUACUGGGCCAAGCAGGGCACCUAAGGGCUUCUCUAGGUUCACUCUUACUCAGUGUUAGAAUAUUUGGAUCAGGCUUUUGUUAUGACUUGUCAGUAGAUAGAUUAUCAUUUAAAAUUUUUUGAUGAUAUCUAUUUUUUCCGGAGCUCCUUAAAAGCAACAUCACUGAUAACAUUUCUUUUUUCCCCAAGUAGAUUCUGGUGCUCACCACAGUCUAUCUGGUGGUUGUGGAAGAAAGGUUUUUCCUCAUGUCCCAUGAGGGGCUCCACACAUUUUCAGUAUCAAUCUCAAAACAUUUUUCAAUAUUUUUUUGCUAAAUAUAAACAUGUUUUCUACAAAAGAUUUCUUGACAUUUAACAAAAUGGCAAGUUUGUCACAUUCAGUCAGCUGUCGUGCUGUCGUGCUGUCAUGCUGUCGUAACAUCACAACUGUACAAAAUCUCAGCUAAAACAAAACCGCUAACAAACUUCUAAUUAACAUCAAGUCAUCAGUGAAUGAGUUUACGUGGCAAGAAAGCAAACCAGUGCCACCAGUUUUUUAUGAUGGGUAAUUCCUGUUCAGAUUCCUUACUUAGCCAUCCAUUUCUGCUUUCACACGACUGAGUAGUUCAGCUGCACAGAUAGCAGUAGCUGGUGUGGAAAACAGUUCCAGACACUUCCCUUUGAAAGUGUAGGUAAGCAGCUGUACACUGCUCUUUCUUGGAUGUGGUGAAGUUGACCAGUCCUACAUCUGCCAAACUAAUCAGUUAGUCCUCAUCCUUGUCUUUCCAAGUUCUCCUUCUUGUAAAACCAAGUGCCCAAUUGGUCAAAAGGGGCAGUAACAAAACCAUUCUGACUACAGAAAAGAAACUUGAAGAACUCACACAGCUGACAGUCAGGCUUCAUGGUUUGGAUUACAAGGGAGAAAAAAUUGAGGUCUAAGCAUUUGGUUUGGCAAAUGUAUGUUGUCAGUGGGAAGCAUGUAAAGCUGUCGUACAUAUUAUGGCUGUGUCUCAUUUUUCAGCCAUCUUCUUUAAAGUUCACACUUCAAAACUGAAUAUGUGUUAAUGUUUUUAAAUGAGAUACAGUGAUUUGGCUCUGGAAAGCCCUGCUUUGCUGAGUUUUGUGAUGGCAUGAGUCCAAACACUGACCUGGACCUGUCAGAAUCCAACACAUGAGUGUCUUUGAGUGGCCCCUUUCUUUGGUGUGGGUAGCUCAUAGACCAUGGUGCUGUUACUUUAAGACAUGUUGAUGUUCCAUCUCUGUCCAGGCAGCUGCUGUGGUUCUGAACCUUCCUCUCUGAUUGGCUCUGGACCUCACAGGUGAAGGUGACUUAGUAGAAAAUGUACUGUGAUAUUUUUGUAUUCCUCAACAAGUGUAGCUUGAUCGAAAAGUUCUAUAUGUGCUGAUUGCAAAAGGUUUUAAUUUAGAGUGAAAAGAUAAAAUAAAAAGAUAAAAGCAAUACAAAAAGUGUAGAGUUUACUUAAUAAAGAGAGUUGAAAACACUAA
Lates calcarifer (barramundi perch) is the source of this 9794-nucleotide messenger RNA. RefSeq names its product zinc finger, SWIM-type containing 8 (gene zswim8). The transcript has 26 exons. Lineage: Eukaryota; Metazoa; Chordata; Actinopteri; Centropomidae. Gene Ontology annotation, molecular function: zinc ion binding. Bases 1529 to 7459 code for a protein of 1976 amino acids. The record is from RefSeq and is a predicted model, not a curated record. Gene Ontology annotation, cellular component: Cul2-RING ubiquitin ligase complex.